Molecule: messenger RNA, 2442 nt
Organism: Chara braunii
Lineage: Eukaryota; Viridiplantae; Streptophyta; Charophyceae; Charales; Characeae
Source: the annotation of a GenBank genome assembly
GGAACGAGUGGAAGAAGCCCUUUCCAGGCUCUUCCCAUGCCAAGGGAAUUGUCUUGGAGAAAAUUGGAAUUGAGGCGAAGCAGCCCAACAGUGGAAUCUGAACGUGCUGCCGUGUGCAGCUCAUCAAGGACGGAAAGGAAAUUGCUGGUUUUGUGCCUAAUGAUGGUUGCUUGAACUUCAUCGAGGAGAAUGACGAAGUCGUGAUCUCUGGAUUUGGAAGGAAAGGACACGCCUGGAGUAUGAAUCAACAAAAUAGAGACUGGUCGUAGUUGUGCAAAACCGACUCUAUGGCGGGUCCGGCAGUGCGAGCCGAAGGCGAAGGGUUCUUGAUGGGCAUCGACCUGGGAACGAGCACCUGUUGUGUCGCAAUUUACCAUGGCGACAGAGUGGAAAUCGUCCCGAACAGGAUCGGUUCUCGAAUCACGCCAUCCUAUGUGGGUUUCAGUAAAAAGGAAUGCCUUAUUGGGAAUCCCGCUUGUAAUCAUAGUUUCCGGUGUCCGAAGGAAUGCAUAUAUGAGGUGAAGCGGAUGAUGGGGCGCUCCUUUCUUGAUCCCGACAUCCAGAGAUUCAAGGAGAGCUGGCCUUUCCAAGUGGCAGAGGGACGGGACGGCGGUGUGCUCAUCCAGGUUCCAAAUGAAGCGGAGGGACACUCAUCUUUCGAACCAGAGGAGAUUUCUGCGAAGUUGCUCGCAGAAAUGAAGCACAUAGCCGAGGUCUUCGGUGGCGUCGAAGCAAUCACUGAUGCUGUCAUCACCGUUCCCGCCUACUUCAACGAUAGGCAGCGGGAGGCGACAAAAAAAGCCGGCUUUCGGGCAGGACUGAAUGUGCUCAGACUGAUCAAUGAGCCGACGGCCGCGGCCGUGGGGUACGCGCAUCAACGGGUAUUAGGGUUAUUGGAGACUAACGAGUCGAGAAGAGUCAUGGUGUUUGAUCUGGGAGGGGGUACGUUCGACGUGUCGAUCAUCACUCUGUCCCUCCGCGAGGACGGCACUUACAGCUGCCGUGUGAACAUGGUCGAAGGGGACCCUUGUCUAGGGGGCGCGGACUUCGACAGGAGGAUUGUCCAGCACGUGGCGAGGAUUGUCAAGGAGAGAACUGAGAUCGACGUUUUCAAACCAGAUGACAACAGUAGGCGGUUGUAUGCUAAGUUGAGAGAAGCAGCCAUUGAAGCAAAGCGCACUCUUUCUGCGUACAUGGAGGCGGAAAUAUACUUGGAAGGAGUCAUUACCUUAAUGCUAGACCGGGGGACAUUCGAGGCAAUCAAUGAAGAUCUAUUUCGCAAGUGCAUCGCGAUAGUAGAGAAGGCUUUAGUGGCGGCGCGUCUCCGACGGACUGACAUCUCGGAUGUCGUGUUGGCGGGAGGAUCGACUCGCAUACCCAGGGUGAAACAGCUGCUCCGCGAUUUUUUUGGAUCUGAGCCCAGGGAAACUGUCCACGUUGAAGAAGUAGUGGCGUACGGUGCGGCGAUUCAUGCCGCUGCCAUCGUUUCGCAGCAGAGGGAGAGUAUAGCCGGGGACAUAGAGGUUCUGGACGUGACACCUUACAGCAUCGGCAUCGAGCUGGCGUGUGACGAAAUGGCUGUACUGAUCUCCAAGACCUCGGAUGUUCCAGCGAAAGGCGAGAAGCAGUUUGCGUUAUCUCAUGACAAUCAGACGAGCAUGCGUUUCGCGAUUUACGAAGGUGAGAGUGCUUUCUGUAGUCAUAACUACUUCUUGGGAGAGUUGAGAGUGUCGGGCUUCGAGCCUGGCCUCGCGGAUGGCGUACCGGUGGUAAACGUUAUCCUGAAUAUCGAUGAGCACGGACUUCUUGUCGUGGAGGCUGAGCCGACUGCCAGGCACAGCCAGCGUGGAAGGACCUGGCAAGCGGGCUUCAGCAGGGGUGUCGCUAAGUCCAGGAAUGGUAUUGAAUCCUUACAAAGCUCCAUGGAAUCCGAAACGGAUGAUGCAGCUGUAAGGGAGUGCUUCGCCGCGCGAGCACGUGUGCAAAGACUAGCGUGGAAGAUCCGAGACGAUAAUCCAUCCCCUGCUGCACUCUCCAGGGUGAAUGAAGUUCUGGGUUCCCUUCGCACUGAGGCACAGCGUGAGGGACAGGACGAGAUGGUGGGAACGCGGCUGUCUCCAGAGAAGCGGAUGAGGGAACGGAGGGCAUUCUGCCAGUCUGAGAGCGGCAAGCCGUUCCAAAGGCGCCGAGGCGGUGGCAUGUCGAGGGCAUUAGGCAAAGGUGCGUUGAAAGAGAUGUUCGUUCUCGAGGAGGGGGAGGAAGAAGAGGAGGAGAAGAAGGAGGAGGAGGAGAAGAAGGAGGAGGAGGAGAAAGAAGAGGAGGAGGACAAGGAGAGGGAGGAGUAGAUGUUUGACGUUCACAAACAUGCCCAAAAUUGGGGUGCGCGCAUCGCCUGCGCAUGGCAUUCCCCGCCAUAACAAAAAAUAAAAUAAAAUAAGGAAG